UUGGAUCCUGAUGUGGUUGUCGAUCCUGCUCCUGACCCUCCCGCUGAACCAGCACCAGCCGCAGACUCCUCCGCAUCUUCAUCAGCUUCUUCCUCUUCCUCCUCGGCUUCCGACUCAUCAGCCUCUGACUCCUCUGCCUCAGACUCCUCUGACUCUUCCUCAUCCUCUUCCUCGUCUUCCUCUUCAGAGUCAGCUAGUGCUGAAGGUCUGCCAUCUCUCGAACUCCUCUAAAUGGUGUCAUUGCUCAGCAGUGUGCUGAUGUAAAGUUAACAGACGCAUUGAUCCUAGCAGAAAGUGUAUGCUGUGUAUGCAGAUCUGCAUAGAAAGGGAAGAGUGUAGCCUUCUUUGUGUUUGUAUUUGUAAUGGUAUCAGGAAAUGUGUAGGAGUAUGUGUACAUGUUUGUGUUGACACAAAAAAUGGGAAGUGAAACUGUUCAUUAAUAUAGGCUACCGUUGCUGCUCUAUAAUAGGAAGUAAAACCACAUUUGUACUGUAUAAGGGUUGACGUGUGUGUGUGUGUGUGUGUGUGUGUGUGUGUGUGUGUGUGUGUGUGUGUGUGUGUGUGUGUGUGUGUGUGUGUGUGUAGGUGUUCCAGCUACAGCAGAGGACCCAGCUGCAGCUACAGAGCCAGAGGUGAUCAUGAAGAGAGACCUGGCCUCAGUGCUGCUGAGGAGAAAGAGGGCGGCUGGACCUGCAGCUGCUGCCUUCACCCUCACCCAGGUGGAGAGGUAGGCUCCAAUACCCUUUUAGAACUAGAAAUUCUAGAACACACACCCUUCACAGAACUACUCCACCAUUACUCGAUAGAAGAUGUACAAGUUAAUAGACGAUUCGACAUUCAGACAACAUUCCCUAUAGCAAAUAGACAAAUGCCCUACCAGUACUGUAGUACACUACUUCAAUACUACAGCACUUUUACUAAAGCUUUUUGCUACCAUCACUCAACACUACACUACACACACUCUACUAUGGCUAUCUGCCAGCAAACAGCUGUCACAACCAUAUGUCAAAUGUGACCUACUAUAAUUAUGGGUGUUCCUUUUCCUGAAAGCCUCAUUUAGUCGUUUAACAGUCAAGGGUGUUACCUCACGUAUGAUUUGGUGUUAGAAUGUGUGGCGUUGCAAUGAUGCUUGGGAAAAAGUGUGGAAUGUUAAUUGCAUCGUCACCGCCAAGAGACCAAAUAAUCUGUUUACAUUUUACCCUACACAUUUACAUCUAGGCCACACUCUUAAUGUACUUCAUACAAGCCAAAUGACUGGAGCAAAAUAUGCAGAAUAUUUGUCCUAUUUUGUAAAAAAACACACACAAAAAACACAUGAAACAAGAAGUCAAUUAACCCCAACUUUCUCUCUCUCUCUCUCUCUCUCUCUCUCUCGCUCUCUCUCUCUCUCUCUCUCUCUCUCUCUCGCUCUCUCGCUCUCCUCUCUCUGCUCUGCUCUCUCUUCUCACUCUACAUACCUCUCUCUCUCUCUCCUCUCUCUCUCUCUCUCUCUCUCUCUCUCUCUCUCUCUCUCUCUCUCUCUCUCUCUCUCUCUCUCUCUCUCUCGUCCAGUCUGAGUGAGGUGUGUGAGCUCAACCUGGCCUGUGAGCACAUGGCGGAGACAGCAGGCAUCGUUGCAGCAUACACCGCAUACUAUGGACCACCUCCCUUCUAA
Molecule: messenger RNA, 1654 nt
Organism: Coregonus sp. 'balchen'
Lineage: Eukaryota; Metazoa; Chordata; Actinopteri; Salmoniformes; Salmonidae
Source: the annotation of a GenBank genome assembly